This is a messenger RNA of Racocetra persica, 1689 nucleotides long. Lineage: Eukaryota; Fungi; Glomeromycota; Glomeromycetes; Diversisporales; Gigasporaceae. The record is from the annotation of a GenBank genome assembly.
AUGUUCGGGGGCUCUGAUGCCGACACCAACCAAAUCCCAAGAAGGUUGGUACUCAAAAAAAUGAUUCUCGAUAACGCCCUUGAAAAUGAAAUUAUCGACCAGGAACGUUACAAUGAACUCGUUAACCAAUUACCUGGAAAGCCGAAGCUAACACCCGACGAGAUCCACGAAAUCAAGAAAAAUCAUACUCCCAUAAAUAAAAAUCUGAUGGCCGACCUUGCGCCCACCAUAUUACUUUCCGAAAAACCAACUGGCGCAAUUACCACCCAAAUUCCUGACUCAGUCAAAGUGCAAAACCGAAAAGCUCCAACUCACUUACCUCCAGCCAACAUUGAAAUGCUCAAACUCGAACUUACUGAACGCAACAAACUAGCAAUCGAUAAAGAGAAAUACAUCAAAAAAAUCGGUUGGACUGAGCAGUUUGAUGACUCAAAACCGUUCAUCUCUUUAUUCCCGCACCACUCAAAUUCCGACUCUGCCACUUAUUGGUGGUCCGUUCGUGAAAGGCUUAAUUUCAUGAGCCCAACCCGAAACGACAAAAAAAUCAAGGACUCGAAAACAAAAAUCCUUGGCAGCAUGCUCUACGAAGCCUUUUGCGAAGCAACUGAUGAAAACGCCCGAAAAAGACUCACCAAACCGUUAGCCACUCUAAUGAACAUCACGGAACGAGGAGAGACCUGGUGGAAAGACAACUUUGCUGAUAUAUUCCUCAAAAGCCAAAUCCUCAAGAAACCAGAAAAAAAUGUGAAAGCAAGUAUUGAAAAGAACAAGAACAAGCACAACAUAUUUAUUUUAGGGGAAAAAAGCUUCGAUGAACUGAACGACUUCGUCAUUGAAAAUUGGAAGAUGAGAGAGAGUUUUGCUAAUGAUUACACGAAAUUUGAUCAAUCUCAAAACCACGAAUUCCUGAACUUUGAAGAUCUCUUGCACGCCCAUUUCAAUAUCCCAGACGUUCUUCGACGCUACUACAUGUGGUUGAAAAUGAACACUGAGACUCAACACGGGAACCUAGAAGUGAUGCGAAUAACUGGUGGCACUGAAACCUAUGACUACAAUUCUUUCGGAAACAUAGCCUUUACCCACCUCGAAUGGAAAAUUCCACUGGGAACCGCCCAGCUUUUUUCAGGUGAUGAUUCUGCCAUCAAUUGCGUUCCCAAAAUGCGACCUGCAUUUGUUGACAUCCAAAACUCAUUCACUUUACAAGGAAAACCUGAAUACGGCAAGCGACCCACUUUCUGCGGAUGGUUCAUAACAAGUGAUGGAAUUAUUAAACAUCCAACCAUCAUUCUUGCCCGCAUCGAAAUCGCUAAAGAAAGACAUAACGAAGAAAAUGUCUUCGUGUCUUAUGCCAUCGAAGCUCAUUACGCUUUCAAAAUGGGUGAACUGCAAUUUGAACACCUGAGCGAUGACGAAAUUCUGACCCAAUCAGCUCUGAUUGAGUACUUUCGGAAAAAUGCGCACAAAUACGAUUUACCAACGAAUGUAAACUUCUUUGAAAGCUAUGAAGAGGCCAUUAAGAUUGGCUGCUCCCCCCACGGCCAACACAAUGAUCAUGACCCCUUUCAAAGUGGACGUUGCUACUUUCAUUUGAUGGAUGAAGACGAGUGCUACGACCCACUAUUCUUCAACAGACCUUACUUAACUACUUCAAUGAUCAACAAGCUGCUCACUAAAACGUUUUCCAAAGAU